This is a messenger RNA of Tyto alba (common barn owl), 2271 nucleotides long. RefSeq names its product metallophosphoesterase 1 (gene MPPE1). Gene Ontology annotation, cellular component: endoplasmic reticulum-Golgi intermediate compartment. Bases 782 to 1978 code for a protein of 398 amino acids. The record is from RefSeq and is a predicted model, not a curated record. The transcript has 12 exons. Gene Ontology annotation, biological process: GPI anchor biosynthetic process; endoplasmic reticulum to Golgi vesicle-mediated transport. Gene Ontology annotation, molecular function: phosphoric diester hydrolase activity. NCBI's taxonomy places the organism in Eukaryota, Metazoa, Chordata, Aves, Strigiformes, Tytonidae.
UGGCUCAUUUCCCAACUUUGCUGUGUGUUGUUUUCCAGCCUGUAGAAUAGAGAAGAUAUUCUACUGGUAACAGUUUUUGAGUUCUGAAAAUAUUUGGAUCUUAAAAACCGUACAUAGCUGCUGCAUUGUUGUCAACUCUUGGGUAAGCAGGAGAGCAACAGUGUGCCCAGAACUAGUAGUUGUGUUUGUAGAAGAGCCAUGGAAACAGGGUCUGCAGACUUCACAUCUGAGAAUGACCCAGGACAUACUGUGGGCUUGUUUUCUCUGCUACUUCUAGCCUGUCUAGGUUGUUCUCUGUGCUGCCCAGUGCUGAGUGCUGCCCCUUCCAUGCCUGCUCAAGUUUCUGCAGAGCCCUGAAUUAAUUCAUCUGUGUUUCCUCCUCUUUUUGUUUUGCUGCUCCGCCCAUUUAAAAAAAAACAAACCAAAACCAAACACCUGGAUACUAUAGGAAUACUCCUCAGGACCUCACCUGAGAUCUUGUUUGUGCUGGAUAAAACAGAAUAGAACUGAAUAAUUACGUCUCAGGAUACCGCUACUCCAUCUGAAACUGGGAUUUCCCAUUUUCUGCAGCACCAUUGCAUUGCUGGCUGAUUACUUCAGAUGUAUAAUGAGCUACAGAAACACUACAUUAAAGAAAUCAGAACAAACCAGGAGCAAAGUGAAGCAAUUAAAAAUCUCACUGGAUUUUGUACUGAUAUGAAGACCAAUGUGAUCUUUUGACUCGCCCUUGCUGUUUUUAUCUGAGUGAGCCAUUGGGAAAGAGUCUUAUGCUGGUACUGCAAUGCUGAGUUCUGGCUUGACCACUGUGAAGAAUGUUCCUUUGAAGAAGAGGCUUGGUUUCCUGCUGAAGCUUGUGUGCUUUGUCAGCUCAGUGUUAAUCUUUUGUGAAUUUUUAAUUUAUUAUGUGGUAAUUUUUCAAUGUCGAUGGCCAGAAGUGAAAGGCAGAGCUCACGUGGGUAAAAAAGAGACUUCAGCUUCAGUCCUAAAGGCCAUAAUUUUAGCUGAUACUCACCUACUUGGUGAAAUCAGAGGACAUUGGCUGGAUAAGCUAAGAAGGGAAUGGCAAAUGGAGAGAUCUUUCCAAACUGCUGUAUGGUUACUGCAGCCAGACAUUGUUUUCAUUCUGGGAGAUGUCUUUGAUGAAGGAAAGUGGAGCUCACCUCAGGCCUGGGCAGAUGAUGUCAGGAGAUUUCGGAAAAUGUUUAAGUAUCCUGCUUCUACUGAGCUGGUGGUUAUCGUUGGGAAUCAUGACAUUGGAUUUCAUUAUGAAAUGACUACUUACAAGGUAAAUCGAUUUGAAAAGGAUUUCAACUUUACUUCAGGAAAGUUAAUAACUCGAAAAGGAAUAAACUUUGUCCUAGUGAACAGCGUAGCCAUGGAGGGCGAUGGCUGUGCUGUCUGCCACACCUCGGAGGCAAAGCUUGUGGCACUUUCUCACAAACUGAAUUGCUCCCAGCAGAAACCAAAUCAUUCCAACAAAAGGUGCAGUGAUGUGGAAAAGCUCCCAGCUUCAGAACCCAUCCUUUUACAGCAUUACCCUCUCUAUCGAGAAAGUGACGCUGAAUGCAGCGGAGAAGAUUCUGCUCCUCCCCAGGAGAAGAACAUCCCAUUCAAAGAAAAGUAUGAUGUACUGUCUCAAGCAGCAUCACAGAAGCUGAUAUGGUGGUUUCAUCCCCGUUUGAUUCUCACUGGGCAUACACAUAGUGCUUGUGAAGUGCUGCACGCGGGGAAAAUUCCAGAGGUCAGCGUCCCGUCGUUCAGUUGGAGGAAUAGAAACAAUCCUAGUUUCAUCAUGGGCAGCAUAACACCAACUGACUUCUCCCUCCAAAAAUGCUUCCUUCCGUAUGAGAGCAGAGUCUUUACUAUAUACUGUGCAGCAGGUGCUCUGCUUGUCAUCCUGAUACUAGCUCAUUUUCAGCUUCUCACUCCGCCAUUUUAUUUUGCUCAGCGUUUAAUCAGUAAGCAUAAAGCAGUAUGAAGAGCCAGACAUCUGCAUUCAGUCACUGAAAUACCAAAGCUGAGAACAGUCAAACAUCAGACUAUAUUCAUGCCAGCAAAUGACCUAAUUUGAUUGCUAGUCUGAAGGCAGGUUGCAUUUACACAUACCAUAGAAGUCCUAUACAGCUGAUAUGACUACUACAGGAUAAAUAAUUAACUGAAAUGAACGUCUCAUGCUGUACAAAAAUACUGUAUUCUACAAUCAAAUGAGUCCUUUUCCUGCUAUAAUUUUUGUAUCAAAUAUGUAUAUUAAAAGUGUAACUGUACAGUAUG